This is a messenger RNA of Caenorhabditis bovis, 1665 nucleotides long. The record is from the annotation of a GenBank genome assembly. NCBI's taxonomy places the organism in Eukaryota, Metazoa, Nematoda, Chromadorea, Rhabditida, Rhabditidae.
AUGAUGCCGUCGUUUCAACCGUACGAGAAUCUCAAGAAAACGGACGUAGAAGAUGGGACGACGAUGAAGUUGGAUGAUACGCAGCCAAAGGUGUCGUUGGUGUCCGACGUCGUCAAUGAGAUCGACGCCUACAUGGCGAAUCCCAAGCCGCGCUUCACAAUUUUUGUCAAAUUUCUUGGCUACUGUCUGAUACUGGCUUGCUUGUACAGCGGUCUCGUCAAUCCCGCCGUUCGAUCGUCCAUCGAUUUUCUCGACGCCGCCGAAAUGAUGACGUCGUCGUCGGCCGCCAAUUUCAGCGGAAUCAAUUUGAUGCACGUCCACAUCGCCAAACUUCGAUUGUAUCAAUUUCUCGGCCUCAACUGCUGGAUCAUUCUGACGAUGGUGAUGGCUAUUCUCAGCGCGAUUCUCGUCGGCGACAACAUCAAUGAGACGGCGGGAUUCGCGAAUCCGUUUCGCAUCGUUGACUGCCUCGUCAUCAUCGUCAUCGGACUUCAGCUCGUCGUGCAGAGCGUCCUCGCCAGCCAAUUGCUCACCGUCGUCCCGAACGCCCUUCACUCGGCGGCAUUGAUGGCGUCGGACGAUGAUGUUCUCAUCUUUGAGGCCUCGCUGAACUGUAGAAUUGACAAUGAAGAAAUGAAGUGGGCCUUGACACCUGGACUCAGGGAUUCGUGCCAAAGCGUCUAUCGCUCGCUUCAGAUCUCGCCCUACGCGAUAUGCGCCGUCGCGUUCUACGUGCUUGCCGUCGGCGCCUAUGUCGCCUAUUCCUACCACAUUCAUUGGAGCAAACACAUGUCGACGACGAUCAUCGCCGCGUCGCCAGCCAUUCAGAAGAUCCUGAAGAAUGGCUUGACGUAUGAGCGUCGUCCGCGUCGCGAGCGCGUCGUGAUCGGCGGAAUAUUCAAUCAGCUCGCGAUUGCCCAGAAGAUCAAGAUCGUCCUGUUCACCGUCAUCAUCAUGGCCACCCUCAUCUGCUAUAUGAUUAGCGUCGAAUCUGUGGCGCUGCUGACACACGCGAUGACCAAGGCAUUGUUCAUCGAAUCCAUCAAUUUCCUCGAGUUCACCAAAAUCCGAAUCGCCCAGGAUUACAUGGCAAUGAUCGUCGCUUCGGCCUUCUGGUUUCUCGUGGGAAUCUCGGCAUCGUCCAUCAUCGGCUACAUCAUCUUGAUUGAUUUGCAUCGCGACAAUUCUCGCAUGACGACUCGCCCGUAUUUGCUCGCCUUCGUUGAUCUGAUGAUCAUGAUUGUCCCAUUGAAGUUGAUGGCUAGCCGGGUGAUGGGAUCCGAUUUCUACGCGAACCAAAUGCCGGUGUUCAACGAGGGAAUCAUGAUUGCCCAAAAUUACGAAUCCAAUAUUACGACGGCCUACAUGCACUGCAAUCUCUCCAACAAAGGACCACUGGUAUGGAGGUCAACUUGGAAUCCCAACGAUCGCGACUCGUUUCAGGAGAACUACUGCUCGUCGGUGAUCGCGCAACGCAUCUUUCCGGACAGCCCGCUCGCCUUCUGCAUCGUUUUCAUCGUCUUCUGGUACUCAUUCUUUGCACUUCGUUGCGAAUGGCGCCAUCGUUGCCAAUUGCUGAUGGCGUGUCGAAUUCGACGCCCACGCAUUUGCGUCAGAGUUCCGUAUCCGGAACAGCCGGAGGAGACAGAGAAUCCGCCAGUCUAA